GACCAAACAUUAUUUACCAAGAUGGCGACGUUCCUUGCAGUUCCUCUGAAACAAACUCAGGAAGUUGAACUGACUAAACCAUUGAGAAGUUUCAUCCAAAAUACCUUUACGCAGGUGGAACCAGACGAUUACAACCAUGCAAUCAACGAGUUCAGCAAAUUGAGGAAUUUAAUGAUCGCCAAAUCUGUUGACAAACAUGAAUCAGCAUUAGAAGUCUUGUACCGGUAUUAUGACCAGCUUUGUGCAAUAGAGAACAAGCUACCCAUAGCAGAAAAUCAGAUUCGAGUGAACUUCAAAUGGAGAAAUGCCUUUGAUAAGGAAUCUUUAUUUGGUGGAAAACAAAUCUUGGGUAUUGCCUCUGGUGCUUAUGAGAAGGUGUGCAUGCUUUUUAACAUCGCAGCCCUGCAGAGCCAGAUUGCUGAAGUUCAGAACCAUGAUAGUGAUGAAGGACUCAAAACCUCCGCCAAGUAUUUCCAGAAUGCUUCAGGAAUCUAUGGACAUCUCAAAGACAUUGUACUUUCACAUGUCCAACAAGAACCCACCCCUGACCUGAGUCCAGACACACUCAAUGCCCUGAGUGCACUCAUGGUGGCCCAGGCUCAAGAGGCCAUUUACAGAAAAGCUGCUGCAGACCGGAUGAAGGAGGCCAUGGUAGCUAAGAUAGCCUACCAGUGUUCAGACCUCUACAGCGACGCCAUGAAGCUGAUGCAGCUCGCCUCCCUAAAGGAACUCUGGCCAAAGGAUUGGAUUCCAUUGGUGGCCUGCAAACAAGCUGGCUUUCACGGGAUGGCUGAGUUCUACCAGAGCUGUGUGGCCCAACAGAGCAAGUCUUAUGGUGAACAAAUUGCGCGCUUACAGAAAGCCAAUGAGCUCCUGACAGCUGCCCAGAGUAGAGGAGGUGCAGCCUUUGCCUUCAAAACAGAACAGGGUCGUGUCCAGAGAGAGCUGCAGGCAGCCAAGAAGGACAACGAUUUUAUUUAUCACGACAAAAUCCCCGAUCUGAAGAGCCUUCCGACUAUAGGCAAGGCUGCCAUUGCCAAACCAGCACCUUUCCCAAGCAAACCAAUGAGUGAAAACUUUACAGAUUUGUUUGAAAAGCUUGUUCCUAUACCAGUUUAUGAAGCUCUAACAGCUUUUGAAAACAGGAAGACACAAAUUAUGAACACAGAGAUUGGUAGAUUACGAGAGCAGACACAGCUGAUGAACAGUAUAUUAGCCUCCCUGAACCUGCCUGCAGCUUUGGAGGAUUUGUCUGGUAAGAAGGUCCCCCAGUCUGUGAUAGAGAAAGCCCAGCAAAUAAAGGACAUAGGAGGAAUACAGUAUUUAGAUAAACUAAUGAAUGAAUUACCAGAAUUACUGCAGAGGAAUAGAGAAAUUCUUAAUGAGUCGAUUAGAAUGCUAGAAGAGGAGGAAGCAUCAGACAAACAGCUGAGAGAACAGUUCAAGGAGAGGUGGACGCGCACACCCUCGGACAAACUGACCCAACCCAUGAGGGAUGAGAGCAUGAAGUAUAAACAGAUACUGGACACGGCCAUAAACGCUGACCGCAUAGUCCAGGAAAAAUACCAGAAACAUAAACAGGCCAUAGAACUACUGUCUAAAUCACCAGCAGAAAUAGACAAAGCUCUACCCUCUGGAGGUGGGGCCCAGGCGUCUGAGAGUACCGGGGUGGUAAAGAAACUACGGAAACUCAUGGAUGAUGUAGAAACCAUUAAAGCUGAGAGAGAAGUCAUAGAAAAUGAACUGAAAGAGGCCAAGUUUGACAUGACUAGCAAGUUUUUCUCGGCCCUGGCUUCAGAUGGUGCAAUCAAUGAAGAAAUGUUAUCAAUGGGUGAAUUAGACAGAAUUUACGGACCUUUACGAGAGCAAGUCAAUGAGAGUCUUAGAAAACAAGAUUCUGUCAUGGCCCAAGUUCAGCCAGCAAACUUGGAAUUUUGUCAAGCUAAGGCUUCUGAUCAAAGUGGAGCACAAAGGGAGGCAAUGCUGAAAGACCUGGCUGCUGGGUUUGAUAUGUAUAUGGAGCUGAAAAGCAACUUAGAAGAGGGAACUAAGUUCUACAAUGAUUUGACACCCCUACUAGUCCGUCUUCAGAACAAAAUUUCUGACUUCUGUUUUGCGCGAAAGACAGAGAAAGAUGAAUUGAUGUCAGAUCUACAGAAAUCUAUUGCCAGUCAGCCAACAGGACCAGCCCCACCCCCACCCAGCUACCAGAAUCCCUCAGCUACCACUGAGAGUCGGGCACCACCUGCUCGACCACCACCACCCCAGUUCUCUUCUGCAGGGCCUUCACCCUCCUCCUCCUCCAGUUCUCAGAGUGGGCCACCAAAUACACAAUCGGGGCCUCCUUCAUACUCCAGUGCCCCGUCAGGGCCUCCUAUAGGUGCUUACUCCUACCCAAGUGGCCCCCCGCCUCAAUACAUGCCUGGAAAAAUAAGUGGCACAACUAGUAGCACUACUACUAAUACAAGUAGAACAGAAGCCAAUCAUCCUUCUGCUCCGCCCUCUUCCCAGCCCCCAGCACAAAACUAUGCAGGGCCAGGUCAGCAGUCCUGGGGUAAUGCUCCAUACCCCCAGGCCGGAGGAGGGUACCAGGGGAUGCCUAUGCCAGCCAUGCCCUCAGGCUUCAACCCCUACAACCCUUACACAUAUUCCCAGCCCCAGGGGUACCCCAUGCAAGGACAUCCUCAACAAGGCUAUCCACAACAGUAUCCAGGCCAGGGCUAUCCACAGCAACAGUAUCCACAACAAGGCUAUCCGGGUGGGAAUCAACAAUAUCCUCAACAAAACCAGUGGAGAUAGACAGACAAUUUAGGUGGAUAGUGGAGAAAUAUCAUAUCCACAUCAAAACCAGUGGAGAUAGACAAACAAUUAAGGUGGAUAUGCGUGGACACAUAUUUCAAAUAUAUUGGAAAUAACAAUAUCCACAACAAAACCAGUGGAGAAAGACAAAUACUUUAGGGAUAUUCUCUUAUUUAAAGUUAUCAAGCAAGACACAAAAAGAGAUUUUUCUGGGAAAAGAAAAACUUUUUUUUGGUCAUACAGUGUACUGUGCUUCUUUUUGUGUUUCAUUAGACCAAUGUGAUAAUUAUUUUCAAUUAUAUAUAUAUUGAUUAUUAAUUUGAUUUUUUAUGUCAUAAUAAUGUGAUUACGAUACAUGUACUGUGAAUCCAAUGAAGAAGAGUGAUGUGUCAAGCAACGUUUUACUGAUUGAUUUUGAGAGUGAAUUCAGAUUUUCUUACUGCAAUUGUACAUGUCUCUCUUUACUUUUCUGAGUCUUGUUUUACAACAGUAGAGCAGAAGUUUGCUAAAGAAAUGGAAAUGAAACACAUGUGUUAUAUACAUGUACAUGUAUUUAAAAUGACUUUUAAGCUUCAUUUUGCAAACUAAGUGAGAUAAUACCAGUAUGUAUAAAUGAUUUGUAGGUAAGAAUUUCCAGUGGAUGAAUUUUUUUUUCAAAAGUAAUGUAGUUAAAUAUCAUGUGUUGAGGAAUAGUCAUUUUAACAUAUCUUACCAGCACUGGAAGAGAACAGAUAAAAAUUACCUACAUACUCAAUAAUAUGUACUUGUCAUAGAGGAAACUACAAUUAUUAUAAAUGUUUUUACAUUUUGAUUUACACAUCUGUGUUCAAUGUUAAAUUAGAUUCUGAAACGUGGUAAAAAAUUAAUUAUUUCAACCAUAAUGCUUCUUUUACUUAAUUAAAAGUUAUUUGUUUUAACUUUUUUCUUCAUGUUUGGCAUGUAAAUGUACUGUUAUGUGUACCGUUCAACCUUAAAAGAUGUAGAACAGACAGCUACAUUUACAAAUGUGCAAGUUGAAAACACAUUUAUGAUAAAAUAAAACAUUUUUAAAACUU
Saccostrea cuccullata (small rock oyster) is the source of this 3854-nucleotide messenger RNA. RefSeq names its product programmed cell death 6-interacting protein-like. The transcript is spliced from 19 exons. Gene Ontology annotation, molecular function: protein binding. Gene Ontology annotation, cellular component: endosome. Bases 22 to 2799 code for a protein of 925 amino acids. Gene Ontology annotation, biological process: mitotic cytokinesis; multivesicular body sorting pathway. Lineage: Eukaryota; Metazoa; Mollusca; Bivalvia; Ostreida; Ostreidae. The record is from RefSeq and is a predicted model, not a curated record.